GGGACGGAGAGACGGACAGAGGGACGGAGGGAGCCCGCGGAGGAGGCAUGGAGUUGUGCCCGUGCUUCGCGGCUGGCUCGGGCUGGGCGCUGCCGCUCCUCCUCGCCCUGGGCGCCGGGCUCAGCCUCGCCAGCCCGCACCUGCGCUACAGCCGCCCCGGCGCCCGCAGCAAGAACUGGUGCGCUUACAUCGUGAACAAGAACGUGAGCUGCUCGGUGCUGGACGGGACGGAGAGCUACGUCCAAGCCCAGUAUAAGUGUGCCUGGAACCAGUUCCCGUGUCAGCCCACCCCGGUAUACCGAACAAGUUUCAGACCUCGGUACAGAGUUGCAUAUAAGAUAGUAACAGAGCUGGAAUGGCGAUGUUGUCCUGGGUACAGAGGAGAAGACUGCAAAGAAGGCCCAGCAGAAAAGCCAAAUCCUGCUCGUCGUCCUACGACACCAGCAAAAGCUGUUAAGAAGAAAGGCUUGGAUACUGAACCAACAGAAGCGCCAGAACCUCCACCAUAUGAGAAGAGAAUGCAGUUUCUUGAGGACGAAUUGUUUCGACUUACACGAUCAGUACUUGAACUUCAGUCCUCUGUGGCAGGUGUGAACGAAAACCUAAAGCUGACUGUUCAAGAAGAUGCUAGUAAGAUGUUGGUCACUUGGCUGAACAACCUUUAUGAUCGCCCAGAGCCUGAUAGUGCGGUUGGUGGCGAAACAGACACUAUUCAUUUGCCUGGACUCCACAGCAAUAAAGAUCAAAAAGACCCUUUUAUAGAUUUUGAAAUGGAAGAUAUAAAGUCUGAGCUAGCUGAGGUCAAAGAAGCCUUGAAGCUGAGGAAUGACAAGCUGGAGGAACUGAACGGGAAAGUAAAAGGCUAUGAAGGACAAUUAAAACAGCUGCAGGAGGCAGCACAGGGACCUACAAUAACAAUGCCCAGUGACAAUAUAUAUAAGGAGUAUAUAGACUCAAAAUUUGAGUCCCUCAGACAGGAAAUACUGGAAGGAUUUGAAAAAAAAAUGGCAGAUCUGAAGAACUCUUGUGAAUAUAAACUGCAGGAUAUCCAGCAGCAGUGUGAUGACAACGAAAAUAACUGUUCAGGAAUAAUUGAUGUUAUAAAAGGAAAAGAGAAUGACUUGAGGAAAGAAAUAAAUACUCUUCGAACUCAGAUUCCAUCAGACAAGUUCAGUUGUUGCAAGGAGGGUGAGAGAAAUGACUUUGACCAACAGAUAAAAGAUUUAGAUAAGAAGAUUGACAGAGUUGCAGAAGCGCAUAGGAUCUUGAACGUCAGAAUAGAUAAUGAAAUCAGUCGAUUAUCAACUCCAGAUCUAGAAGACAUGUUUGGUGAGAGGUGGGAGGAGAUAGAUGCGAGGAUGAAUGUUACAGAACGAAACGCUGAAGAACACUGCUUUUAUGUUGAGGAAACUCUCCGCGGUGCAAUAGCUGCUGAGGUAGAUGAACUGAGAGACUUGUUUGAUCAGAAGCUACGGGCACUAGAAGAUAGACUAGGUGGCACUAUUUUAGAGAUCGCGAAUACCACAGACCCAGAUGGAAUGUUUAUUAAUCCUGGGCCCAUCUUGCCCAGUGAUGCAGGGUUUGCAAAUGAGCAAUUCACGGCAGAGAUGAAUUUCCUGAAGAACAAGCUACUGUCGCUUGAACACCUCUGUGGGCAGAAAUGUCAGUCUGCACCACGAGGUACGGAGGACCUUCAGAAAGAGCUAGAAAAUUGUAACAACAAAUACAAUCACUUGCUUUUGAAAACAGAGAACAACUCUGUUCUCCUGCAGUCCCUAAAUAGCUCUCUUAAUGAGAAAGUCAACUUAAUUAAGGGUAACCAACGUGACAUCCAGAAAAUGCAGAGAGACAUACGUGUAUUCCGGUAUAGUCUCAAUAUCAUGGAUAAAGAUGUGAAGAAUCUUCAAGAUGGUCUGAAUAACUGCAAAGAGCAGCUUCUGGGUGUCAAUUCUACCUGUAGAAAAACACAACGAGGGGUAUUCCGAAAAAUUGAUCAAAUGCAGAGGACAUUUGCGAAUCAAACUGCUCAUCCCAAUGAUAAUUGCUGUGGUGACAUUAAAGAGAGACUAGAACAAUUGAAUGACCAUAUCCUGAAUGAUCUUAGCAAGUGCAAAGAAAAGACUCAGGGUAUCCAGGAGGGUGUCUCAGAUGUUGAGAGCAGAGUCUCACAUGUUGAAAAAGUUUGUGGCAAGCUGGACUCACUCUCGGGUAGCUUGCAGAAUAUAAAAGAUGGUCUGAAUAAACACGUGAGCAGCUUAUGGAACUGCAUCCGUGAAAUGAAUGGAACUAUAGUGUCUCAUUCCACUGAUAUUUCUGGCCUCAAAAAUUCUGUUCAACAGUUUUAUAGUCAGGUCUCCAAAAUCACCACAGACAUUGAAGACAUGCUGAAAUCUCAGUCUGACACAAGGCAAUCAGAAGUACCACGGCGACCAUUGCCACCAAGACCACCUCUGCAGCCCCAACCUGGUAUAUCCCUGCUACCAUCAAGGCCGAGAGUACAACCUCCACGACAGAGACCUCCGCUCCAGCCACCGCAGCUGAGACCUCUUCCACGCCCAGCACUGCCAGGGUCAGGAGUUGUGCCAUUGCUGCCUGGAACAACUGGAAUAAUCCUGGAGACUGGAGAGGCAGGGCCUCCUGGCACUGUUUUAAUGUCAGGAACAGGGCGGCUUAGAAGCGUGGAUGGUCAAGCUGGUCAAAGUACCAUGCCCAUUGCUGAAGGGUAUGCUGGAGCACCAGGAUAUCCAAAGUUAUCUCCUCCUACCACAGACUCGCAAGGACCUGCUGCUCCUGCGACCUCGCUGGUAUCAUUUUCUGCUGGACUUACGCGGAAGCCUUUCUCUAGUGAUGUUGGCGUGGUUCACUUUAACAAAGUGCUUGUGAAUGAUGGGGACUAUUAUAACCCCAGUACAGGUAUUUUCACAUCACCAUAUGAAGGGCGCUACCUGAUCACUGCCGUGCUGGCCCCAGAGAGGGAUGAGUACGUAGAAGCAGUGCUGUCUGUCUCCAAUGCAAGCGUGGCUCAGCUCCACACAGCUGGGUACAGAAGGGAACUGCUGGAGUACCACAAACCCUACUCUGGGAAACAGACCUGUGGUGGUCCUGGGACAUUCCACCUUGUUCUUCACCUCAAAGCUGGAGAUGAAGUAAAUGUCGUCGUAACAGGAGGCAAGCUGGCCUACACAGACUCUGACGAAAUGUACUCUACAUUUAGUGGAGUUCUCCUUUAUCCUUCUAUUUCUCAUGUUUAGGUUUACCUUGAAGAGGAACGAAGGGUAAGAUAUUCAGAAGAAAUUAAGUGUAAUAAAAUUCAAAGCUUUAAUAUAUUCAGUUUAUAUAUUUGAUUUCAGCGAUGGGUUUAUAGGCUAUACUGAGACCUUUUCCUUGUCCCCUGUUUCCAGAGGUAGCUACAAAAGAUGUGUUUCUGUAGCUAAAGCAUCUCCUUCCCAAGGAGCAGCUCAAAUACGUUCUCAAUAGAUACUUCUCCACUGCACUCUUGCUAUUCCUUAUUAAAUUGCCCUUGCAGUCUUCUCCCUAGUUUAACAAAUUCUCUCUAGUGUAUCAAAUGUUUACAUCUUUGCUGAAGUUUACAGUUGUGGUCCGCUAUGUUCAUGUUUUCAGUAAAGCAGGGGCAAGAAAGUGAAGUUGUAUUGGACAUGGUUGAUGACUUCGUAGUCCUUGUGUUAUUUAAUAAUAAGUUGGGUCAAGAACAUUCACAUAAACAAUUUGUUCAAUGCAGUUGCUAACCAUGGUGGUGCAAAGCAAAAUAAUACUCAUCUGCAUCAGUUUCCUUUUUUUCCUUUAAGGGCCAAACUGUGCUAAGAGACGAGUGACUCAUUCCAGUCAAGUGGAAGCAGCUGUGCAGGGAGAAACAGACCUUGCCUCAGCUUUUCACUGGGCAGAUACAAGUGUAAGGUGCAGUUGCUAUGACUGAAAGAUUUAGAACAGUUAUUGUCAAUUGAUACAGGAAAAAAAGAUGAUCAGUUAAGUGUGAUGCUCGUGAUAUUAAAGCUUGCCUCUUGAAUAAGCAGGUCAGAAAAGUCUGAAUAAUCUGUGCUUAGCUAGAAAAAAAAUGGUAAUUUUGGAAAGUUUAAAAACUUUGAAAAAGUUUGCUUCUGGCACUCCUGCAGAAUUUGCAUUAGAAAGGAAGAUUUCUUCUUUGUUGCACUGUAGAAGGCAAAUCAGAGAAAAAACUUUUGGUAAGAGGAGAAUAGAUUAUUAGCCAAUACUGUCAAAUCCACAAACCAACGAGCUGCACUAAGUCUUUAUUUUAGCAGCCUCCUGCGUCUGUGCUUUUGAGUGAGGUUUGUUUUACCUCAGCAUCUGUUUAUAUGGACGAAGCAACUUUAUUAGCUUAAACAGAUAAAUGCAUUUGAGGCAAUUGGUUUAUUUCUCAUAUGAGCCACUUUUUAGUGAAGGUAACAAAAAUGACAUUUCGGCUCUGUAGAGUUAGCAUUUUGAUCUCUCUUGUGGCUAAAAAAAAAAAAUCCAGCUGUGCUCCAAUGAGAUCAGCACUGUUCAGCUGUCACCUUAUAUAAAUCGAUCUUUUUAAUACUCUGUUCAUGAUGUGUAGAUUUGUAUUUAGCUUACUAGUUUGUGCAGUAUAUUCUCCUUCUUAAAAAUCCAGAACAGCUGUUUAUAGCCUCAGAACAAACAAUUCCUUUAGGUGAAGAAAGAACUCCCCGUGCUGCAAGGAGCACACCAUGUGUAGCUGAAGCCCUUCCCAUCUGAGGAGGUCAGAUGAAGACUUAUGCCUUUGUUGCUUAGUUUUGGAAUAGAUACUCCCUAAUAACUCCGUUUCCAGGCGAUGAGAUGGGACCUUCCCACAACAAACUAUCACAUCCUGGAAGUUGAGCUGCUUUUGAGAGAAGCAGGCGGAAAAAGCUCACUCUCCACAGAGAAAUUCUUAAUCAGUCCCUGUGCAGCCAGGAUUGCACUGGGGGAGUUGUGAGCACAGGAAGGAAAUUAUGAGUGGAUUUGUAAAGCACCUGGUUUAGACAGAUAUCUUGGGGCCUGAUUUUCAGAAAUGACGAUGUUACUGAUAAGCAGAAGCCAGGAUUGGAUAUAUUUUGUAGCAGAAAGGCUCUUUCUGUAAGCGGCUGUUAGUAGGUAGUCAAAGAUGUAGAAUCAGUUUGCACUUUGCAGCAUGAUAAGGGAGCCAUCCAUCUCAUUUCUCUGCACAUCUGUCUUGACCUGUGCUACAGCACAAGGCAUUAGCAUGCAGUUAGCAACCGUGCCUUUGUUCAAGGGAGCAGCUUAUUUUCAUUUGUCCUAAAUCAAUAGCCCCUUUCUCUCCCAUGCCUUUCUAGGUCUGAGAACUGAAGGGACAUACAGGAAAGAUUAUUUUUCCAUGUUUUCAAAAAGCCAAUUGCAUCAACCACUUUUUUAUUUUUUUAAAAAAACAUAAUUUCUUAUUAUGUACGAAAGCUGGAGAAGCACUGACUGUUCCUUUCAGAAUAUUUUUCACUCUUCUCAAGAAAGCUGUGUUCUCCAAGAAGUUGGCUCCGGACUAUGUAUGACUCAAGUAUUGCUAGAUUAUUGUUGCCUGUUCUAAAAAUGACUCAUGGAAACAAACAAAUGAGCUGAGUGCUUAGGGAGACCUAGCUGGCAAACACAACCUUUCUCUCUUUUUCCCCUCCCACCCCCCCUCUAAGUGAGACAUUUUCAGGAAUCGGUGAUGCAAGUUUAGUGCUGCAGUUGCAGAAGUUAUAUCAUCCAAUCCUUAACUAGCAUCUCUGGUACAUUACUCAGUCCAACCCACAAAUCUUCACAAGCCCUAUUGUGCUAAUGGGACAGUACUAUCUUCUACCAGAAAGUUUCUCCUUGUACCCAGAAUCUGCUGCUGAGACUGUUUGAGCCCUCUUAAUGCAGCAUAACCGGUAUUUGUAUACAGGUAUAAGGCACUCUGUGAAGUAUGUCACAGCAGGACUCAAUCCGAGUGGUGUAUUUUGAGGACACGUUCUAGAACGUUUACGGAUACUCAUCCAGCAUCUCUAGCAACACAGUGGCUAAAGUUAUGACCUUUGACAAGGAACCUCUGUCUUAGAUUCCUGCCUUCUUUGAGAGAGAUUUGACCCUUAAUUUCCACUUCAUUGGUAAUUGCUGUAAUCAGGGUAGGCGGCUCAGUUCCUCCAGUUGGGGUUGUUUUCCUGGAGCUUACAAGGCUUCAGGAUUAUUCACCCAGCUGUGAAGACCACAGUGCUGUAGUCCCUGAAUAGCAAAGGGCGGGGGGAACCUGAGUUCCAGUCUCUGAUCCCGUGAGUGCUCAGGUAAAACAUUCAUUAAAGGAGCAGCUGGAAGAGACCCAAAGCACAGAUGCAUUUAUGGGCCUGCUGAGGGUUUGCUCCAUCCAGAACUGCCUGGUUUCAAAGCAAAGAGCCCCUGCUCCAGAAUAGCC
Molecule: messenger RNA, 6397 nt
Organism: Cuculus canorus (common cuckoo)
Lineage: Eukaryota; Metazoa; Chordata; Aves; Cuculiformes; Cuculidae
Gene: EMILIN2
Product: elastin microfibril interfacer 2
Exons: 8
Coding region: 48-3251 (1067 amino acids)
Molecular function (GO): protein binding
Source: RefSeq, a predicted model, not a curated record